Molecule: messenger RNA, 6659 nt
Organism: Linum trigynum
Lineage: Eukaryota; Viridiplantae; Streptophyta; Magnoliopsida; Malpighiales; Linaceae
Source: the annotation of a GenBank genome assembly
AUUCCUCUUUCGUACAAAGAUCUACGAGUUCGGAGUAAAAUGAAAGAUUUUCCCCCCAAUUAUUCAACCCUUGAAGUCGAUUUGGAUGAAUCAAGAUGUUAUUUUUUGCCAUUUCAACUAUUUCUUCCUCGUUAAUUUCCCCAUCCCUCUUGAACAGUUGAACUAAUAUCGUUUGUUGUUUGUGAGAGAUGUUUGUUUUCCUUUCAAAAAUUUAUCAAUUUUAUCUUUCGAGUAUCGAUAAUUGAGCGUUCACUAAGUACUUGUUUAUUUCGUGUGAAUAUUGAUGAUGGUAUCCCCAAUGCAUUAUUGAACACAUAGACAUGGAAGAGACUGAUAAGGUUGCCAUAACAUAAAACCAUGUACGACCUUCGAAGAGGCCAAGAGGGUGAAACAUAACAUGUUGAUUAGGCAUAGAAGAGGCUACGAAAAUCGAGUCAAAACUAAUGGAUAAUAGUGUUUUAAUACACGAGAAUAUCAAGUGAACACUAAUCUGAGAAUUUCUACGAUCAAGGAAAGAACAUAGAAUCCUAUAAUGUGUCUAGUUAAUACAUGCGAACUAGCUAGUGGGAUUCGAGUUAUGCACAACACAUUCUCCUACUUUAGCUUCUCUCAUGAAAUGGCGCUUGACCCCUUUGAUUUUCUUAGUAGUAAUUUAGUUUAGUUCAAACCACUUGGUUGAACCAGCUAGGUAAUACAAGACAAGCUAUAUACUAGUAUUCAAAAUCGUCGGGGGAUACAAUCUUGCUUUCUCUGUAUGGCAUUUAAAACGUUACGUCAAUUUGCCUUACUUUAGUCGCACUAGAAAGUUAUCAUUUUAACUAAGAGAUAAGACAUAAACUCAGAAACAAGGUUAGGAAUAUUACGCCAAUUAUCUGAAAUAUGAUAUGGCGAGCGAACAAAUUACCUAAUUUGCAUGUGAGAUAAAAGAAACACUAACAAUUCAAUCUACGUAUUAUGCGUAUGUCAUUGACUUAUCGUACCGAUCGAGCCCACACCAUACCACGUUCUGAAAGGUGAAUAGAAUAAGAGAGUUGAAACGAUGAUUUGACAAUAUGUGAAAACAAUAUAGAUAGUACCAUAUUCUUGAGCUAGUUUAAAAUUUUUGAAUAAAAAUCUUGCUCCAACUUCAACACCAUAACCAGUCACUUAGAAGUUAGAACUCCAUUAUAGGUUACAACUAUUCCUAAUAACCAAUCUCCCUUCAAGUCUUCUUCCUUUCUUCUUUGUCAUCAUUUGUUCUUUUUUCCUUCCCCCCUUUGGCCCUUUCCCUUCCUCCCAUUUCUUUAUCUAUUCAUCCAAUCUCCAUUUUUUGGGCAGUACCAAUAAUUCUCCAUUUUUUGCUCUUUUGCCCAUCCACCUCCCACUUAUCCUCUUCACCUACAGGAAGACAGAUAGAGAUUUCACUAAGAACAAAGAGAGAGAAAGCUUUGACUCCAAAUCAGAGCAUUUCCCAUCUUCUCCCCCGGCGGGGAUCUCUGCCAUGGAUCUGAGCCCGAAGCAGAGCAGCCCGUCGGAGUCGACUCGCUUCCCCGACGAGGUCCUCGAGCGAGUCCUUUCCCUGCUCACGUCUCCCAAGGACCGGAACGCCGUUUCCCUGGUCUGCAAGGACUGGUACACCGCUGAUAGCUGGUCCCGCCGCCAUGUCUUCAUCGGGAACUGCUACUCCGUCUCGCCGGAGAUCGUCGCCCGCCGGUUCCCGAGGAUCCGGAGCGUCACGCUCAAGGGGAAGCCGCGGUUCUCCGACUUCAACCUCGUCCCUGAUAACUGGGGCGCCGACGUCCACUCCUGGCUCCUGGUAUUCGCCUCUGGGUGUCCGUUCCUCGAGGAGCUGAGGCUGAAGAGAAUGAGGGUCACCGAUGAGAGCUUGGAGUUCUUGGCGCUCAACUUUCCUAAUUUCAGAGCUCUAUCCCUCCUGAGCUGCGACGGGUUCAGCACCAGCGGACUCGCCACCGUCGCUACUCAUUGCAAGAAUCUGACUGAGCUGGAUAUACAAGAGAACGGGAUAGAGGACUUGAGUGGGGAAUGGCUGAGCUGCUUUCCUGAGAACUUUAACACAUUGGAAGUUUUAAAUUUCUCCAACCUGAUCACCGAUGUGAACCCUGACGUACUCGAGAGGCUUGUGAGCAGGUGUAGAUCGUUGAAGGUUUUGAAACUGAAUAGAACUAGCUCCUUGGAUCGCCUACAGCGGUUGCUCAUUUCUGCGCCUCAAUUGACUGAACUGGGCGCCGGCUCUUUCUCUGAAGAGCUCACGCUGCAGCAGCAUGCGGAGCUCAAAUAUGCUUUCGGUCUCUGCAAGAAUUUGAGUGUGCUAUCUGGAUUUUGGGAUGCGUCGGCACUUAAUCUAUCAGCUGUUUACCCUGCUUGCUCGCGGCUGAGUUUUCUAAACAUGAGCUAUACCGCUUUGCAGAGUCCGGAACUUGCAAGUCUUCUUCCUCACUGUCCUUGUCUUCGCCGCCUCUGGGUACUGGAUUCAGUGGGAGACAAAGGCCUUGAAGCCGUGGGAGCCAACUGCCCAUCACUUGAAGAAAUCCGCGUCUUCCCCACCGACCCUUUCGACGAGGACAUGAUCCACACAGUUACCGAAUCAGGCAUCGUUGCAGUCUCCCAGGGCUGCCCUAAACUCCAUUACAUCCUCUACUUCUGCCGCCAGAUGACAAACGCUGCAGUGGCCACUGUGGUUCGCAACUGCCCAGACUUCACCCAUUUCCGCCUCUGCAUCAUGAACCCAGGCCAACCGGACCAUACCACCAACCAACCCAUGGAUGAGGCCUUCGGUGCCGUAGUAAAAACAUGCAAGAAGCUCAAGCGACUCUCCAUCUCCGGUCUUCUCACGGAUCUCACGUUCAAGUACAUAGGCGAGUACGCCAAGAAUUUGGAGGCCUUAUCUGUGGCCUUUGCUGGAAGCAGUGAUCUGGGGAUGCAGUAUGUUAUGGAGGGCUGUUCGAAGCUGAAGAAGUUGGAGAUUAGGGACUGUCCGUUCGGGAAUGUGGCGUUGCUUUCCGGUUUGGAGAGGUACGAGUCAAUGAGGUCGCUUUGGAUGUCGGCUUGUAAUGUGACGAUUGAUGGGUGUAGGUCUUUGGCCAGAGAGAUGCCGAGGUUGAAUGUUGAAGUGAUGAAGGAAGAAGGGAGUGAUGAUUGUAAGGCAGAUAAGGUUUAUGUUUAUCGAACCGUUGCUGGGCCAAGACGAGAUGCUCCUCCUUCUGUGCUCACCUUCUCCGGUCUUUGAAAAUUAUCAGUGAGUAACUCUCGUCUUCUUCUACCCUCUUAAAAAAAUGCAUGCUCUCUCUCAGCUUCCUUAAUCCACUGUUGAUUAUUUAGCUUAUAAAGACUUGUAAAUUGUUGAUUUGUGUAAAAACAGAGUGACGAUGCUUCAACAAGCUUUGUUCCAAGGAAUGGUUUGGAAAGGAAGAGAAGAUAGCAUGUACCAAGUAUUUGCUUAAUCUUGUCAAUUUGCUGGGAGGCUGCAACUCCAUGAAGUCAUGAAGCUAUCUAUCACCUACAAGAAAGGGCUGAAAUCCACUGCACUCAUUCCAUCCGUGGAGCUUCUAGACACUCUUGGAGUAGUGAAAUCCAGAAGAAGAGAAGAAACACACAGUUGGCACCAGAGCAUAUCAUUCUCUUCCAUCAUUAACAUGGGUCGACGAUGAUCAAGCUAGCCGCGAACCCAUUGCAGGUUAUGAAAAAAUAAGACCCACCACCGCCACCACCAUCAUCAUCAUGUGUGAUUGUCGUCACAACGCAGGCCAUGGCUACAAUUAAUUGCUUGCUGCCAAAGUUGAUGGAAAUUUGGAGAAAGGGGAUAAUGCAACAGAGACCAAACAAAGGCUACUACUUCCAUGGUUUCUGGUGGUGAGCCAUUUAGCUUAGGGGGUUGGCUAAAGGAGAUGAUGGUGUUUUGUUGGUCCUAGAGUGAACACCACGAAAUGGCGGGAAUGGUGGAGAUGUCAACUGUCGUCCUCUCUCUCUCUCUCUCUGUUCUUUCUUUUUUGUUUUUUAUUGAAAGAACCCUGCUUCUCAUUUUGUUGUGCAUUAUUGGCUUUCAUGUCUGUCCAUCUUUUUUGCCGGAUUGGACUUGAACAGGCAUCUGGCUUUUUAAGGGGUCGUUUGGCAAGCUGUUUUCCAUUAGUAUACACGAUUUUCAGGACAUCAUGUAUUUUUGUAAUUGGGAUUUGUAAGAAUUCGUGUAAUGUUAGAAUAUAGCACGAGUGCACGACCUUAAUGCAUUUACAAGAUGCAGAAAAGAACAAUGUAAUGAUUUUCUUGAAAUAAUGUAUUCUUGAAAUCAGGAGUUGAAUACAUGAUUAGAACCUGAAACCCUUUUCUAAGCAUGCAUGCUUAAUACUCAGUAUCUUUGACGAGGUCAAGGCUAAACGACAGUGUUCACUCAGAAAACGACCCAGAAUCGAGCCCUGAAAUCCCAAAUCCAAAGAUUACAGUCUAAAUCUAGCAUAAAUCCAAACCAAACACCGAUUCAAGAACCCUGCGAGCUCCAUGAAAUAUUGGUCAAACUUUCCUUUGGGCGACAUUCAAGUUCUUUUUCUUCUUUGAGGGUUGAGUAUGUCUAGGGAGAAGGUGGGCUUAUGUAGAUGGGUAUUUUCGUGUGUGGGCCGCGCAGCCUUCUGAACACUGCUUGACCUUGUGUAAGAGAGAGAGAGGCUUAAGAAAGCCUACCACGAAUUACUGGGCCGGGCUUCACCGUUCGAAAUUUGGGCUUGCACUCUUUUUUCUUUUGUUUGCUUCCUCUUGGAAUGCAAAUCCUCACUGUUAUUAGGCUACGUGCCAGGAACACAAGAACAAACGGGUAACAAAUAAACAGACAGGCGACGAAGAAGAAGAAGAAGAAGAAGAGAAGCUUUUUGGUAACUUUAUUAACAGCGCCUUGAUAAUGGCGUCAACGCACAGUCACUUUCCUCCCUCUGACUGUUUCAGUCGUGGAUGAAUUGAGAGAGGACCCACCUAUUGAUCCAACCUGAAUUAGGUUCAACAAUUAAGAAAAUUUAUUGUAGGUGUACAAGUCUUCUUCAUCAAAUUCAGACAAAAAAAAAAGAAGUAAUAGUUGGUAUGGCUACUAUUGCGAAUGCGGUAAGGCUCGCUGAAGUUGUAAACGACAUACAACACGUAGAAAAAUGAACUGUACCGAUGCUGGAAAAACCUUAACAGUCCUUUUUUGUUGGAGACAGAGGCUCCCGGCGAACGCGAACCCUGCCGUCGUGGAGAGGAAUUUUACAAUGCUGUAUAAUAUUGUUUCGGUAGGUUUUUGCAUUUAUGGUAUAAUUUGAAUUUGCAUUUUAAACGUUGUGGUACAACUUCAUAUUAUAUCUAUAUGCUUUUGUACAAAGUAUUUUAUGGUAUAACUUGAACGUGUACUUUUAUGUGAAGACACAACUUUAAGUUGUAAAGUUGUAUCAUAAUAUAAGAGUACAAAUUUCUUUAUGGUACAACCUUGACUUAUACAUUUAACGUUAUGAUACAAAUUCAAGUUGCGAGAAAAUGCUCAAGUGUUGGGUGCUGGAUUGAGAGUUGCAUGAGUCCCUUUGCGAUUUCUUCAUACUACUAAGGGAUUUGGAAAUAGUAACUCUAGCCGUUCAACGAGAAUUAUGGACGAAUAUAAAUCAAUCAUCCUCAAAUUCCCUCUACAUAUUCUUUUUUUUUCGUCAUUUUUAUUCCUAUCGUUGCAAGUUUUCGCACAUUCUAUAUCUCCGAUUAUAUCCAAUCUCCGCUAAAUCUAUACAUUUGUAACAAUCGAUCUGGGGGCAUCAAUCAUCCAUCAACAUGACGAAAUGCUCCAUCAUCGUGAAAUCGAACUCGUAUCGUCACUUUUCGAUCGGUCGACCCGAACCAUGACUCAAAAAGGGUUAGUAAAUCUUGCACAUCAUAUGUUUUUUCUACAUGAUGUAGGAUGAUGAGAGGUUGAAAGUAGGAUAAUUAUCAUAUAAGAAGAAGUUAAUGAUGUGAUACGCCGGAAGGAAGGUUGUGAAUUGCGACAUCCAAUCAUUUUCCUUCACGAUACUCACUAUUCUUCUACUCGGUUUGGUUUGGUGGUAUGUCUCAUUCUCAUGGGGAGCACAAGGAAAAGGGCUUAUACCUACCGUAUCAACUCACUCACAAAUUAUAUUAAAAAAAAAAACUCAAGUCUUAAUCAUAUCACAACGAUCUAAGUUUAUGUGAAACAAUUAAUUGCUUUUUUAUAAGUUAUAGGAGUCGAUUGGCUAAUGGUUUGUGUCCAUAUAUUGGUUUCAUGGCUUAAGCAAAGUUAGGAACAACAUGCAAUAAUGUUGAACCUUAUAUGACCAAUGCAGUCAAAAGCGCGAUUCUACGUAGAAACGUUUUGAUGACCUAGAAUCGUAAAAUCGUAAGAUUUUAAAGCAUAGAUUUUGACUACAUUUAUAACAGAAAAGUGUGAUUCUACAUUCUACUUAGAAGCGCUUUGGUGACAUAAAAGUGUAAAAACGUAAAUUUUUAAGUUUUAAAUCGCGAUUUUGACUGCAUUGUACAUGACUACCAAGAGUAGUUUAGGUGUUUUACAAUUAUUUCGCUGAUCUAUUGCUUAUAAUUCAUUGAAUCCAAAAAAAAUUGACAAAUUUCCACAAUUGAUCUUUCACUUUGAGAAUUUAAAUAUUUCACAAGCUACAUAUUCUUAAUAUACACUUGUUUCAGUC